AGAAGCAUAGAACCAUCGCUGCCUCCCGCACGCCCCCUACUGGGGGGUCGAGUCCACCACCUGGGCCUUGAGGGACUCGAACCCGGGACCCUCGAGUCCCCAGGCGGACGCUCUAUCCACUGAGCCACACCCCCGGGGGCUGGGUUCCCUGUGUGUCUGGAGGGUGAGUCAGCUCCCACUGCACAUGCGCGGUGGGGCCCGGAGGCACCCCGACCUCGAGCUCCUGCAAGAAGGGAGCCGGCUCACGUGUCAGGAGACGAGAAGCAAGAAAGUGAACAUGUUACAUCCGGAACGUUCCAGCUUGCUUUGCAGAGCCUGGCUCGCCGUGACCAUCAGCAUCCUGGGUUCGAGGCCGACCGACUCUAGGGAUGUAUCCGCCUCACGUCCCAACAUCCUUCUGCUGAUGGCGGACGACCUUGGCAUCGGGGACGUCGGCUGUUAUGGCAACAACACCAUCAGGACCCCAAACAUCGACCGUCUCGCCCAGGAUGGCGUGCGGCUCACCCAGCACCUCGCCGCGGCUUCCGUCUGCACCCCAAGUCGCGCUGCCUUCCUCACGGGCAGGUACCCCCUGCGAUCGGGCAUGGUGUCCAGCGACGGUUCCCGCGUUCUCCAGUGGACGGCAGUCCCGGGCGGCCUUCCGGCCAAUGAGACGACGUUUGCGAAGAUACUGAAGGAUCGGGGCUAUGCCACGGGACUAAUCGGAAAAUGGCACCUGGGUCUCAACUGUGAAUCCUCGACCGACCACUGCCACCACCCCCUCCGCCACGGAUUCGACCAUUUCUACGGGAUGCCCUUUUCCAUGAUGGGCGACUGUGCCCGCUGGGACAUCUCGGAGAAGCGCGCCGGCCUGGAGCGCACACUCCACGUCGGCGUCCAAAUCGCGGCCUUCGCGGCCCUGACGCUCGCCGCUGGGAAACGCACCCGCCUCCUCCCGGUCUCCUGGGCGCCCGUCAUCUGCUCCGUCAUUGCGUCCACCUUGUUGUUUAUCUCUUCGCGCGUCCUGGGCGUGCUCAUCGUCCGCGCGGACUGCUUCCUGAUGAGGAACCACGGCAUCACGGAGCAGCCCAUGAACUUCUCGAGGACGGCGUCGCUCAUGCUCACGGAGGUCUCGUCCUUUAUCCAACGGAACAAGCAAGGACCAUUCCUUCUCUUCGUGUCCUUUCUGCACGUCCACACCCCUCUCAUCACCACGGAGAACUUCAUUGGGAGAAGCCGCCACGGGCUCUACGGAGACAACGUCGAGGAGAUGGACUGGAUGGUGGGGCGGAUCCUUGAUGUCCUGGACAGGGAAGGCCUCACCAACAGGACCCUCGUGUAUUUUACGUCGGAUCAUGGGGGGUCUCUGGAGGCUCAACUGGGACCCCACCAGUACGGGGGCUGGAACGGGAUUUAUAAGGGUGGCAAAGGCAUGGGCGGCUGGGAAGGCGGGAUCCGGGUCCCCGGGAUCUUCCGGUGGCCCGGGGUGCUGCCCGCCGGCCGGGAGGUCCACGAGCCCACCAGCCUGAUGGACGUGUUCCCCACUGUGGUCCGGCUGGGGGGCGGAGAGACGCCCCAAGACAGGGUGAUAGACGGCCGGGACCUGCUCCCCUUGGUGCUGGGGACCGCCCCGCACUCGGACCACGAGUUCCUGAUGCAUUAUUGCGAGAAGUUUCUGCACGCGGCCCGGUGGCACCAGCGAGAACGAGGCGCCAUAUGGAAGGUGCAUUACCGGACGCCCGUGUUCCACCCCGAGGGCGCGGCCGCCUGCUACGGGCGCGGGGUCUGCCCCUGCUCGGGGUCCGGGGUGACCCGCCACGACCCCCCGUUGCUCUACGACCUCGCCCGGGACCCCUCGGAGGCGCGCGCCCUGACCCCGGACACGGAGCCCGCGUUCCACCGGGUGCUGGCGCGCGUGGCGCGGGCCGUGGAGCGCCACCGCCGGACCCUGGGCCCCGGGGUCCCCCUGCAGCUGGACGGGCCCCGCAACACCUGGCGGCCGUGGCUGCAGCCCUGCUGCGGGGGGCUCCCCAGGUGCGGGUGCAGCCGCGAAGGGGGCGGACAGUGACCGCGCGUGGCUGCCAGGGGGCGCCCGGGUUGCCGGGGGGCCGGGGCGUCUCCAUCCAUCGGGGAUGGAAUCAGAGGCCGCUGGGACG
Messenger RNA from Myotis myotis, 2135 nucleotides. RefSeq names its product arylsulfatase L (gene ARSL). Bases 185 to 2047 code for a protein of 620 amino acids. NCBI's taxonomy places the organism in Eukaryota, Metazoa, Chordata, Mammalia, Chiroptera, Vespertilionidae. The record is from RefSeq and is a predicted model, not a curated record. Gene Ontology annotation, molecular function: arylsulfatase activity. The transcript is spliced from 11 exons.